Messenger RNA from Lacerta agilis (Sand lizard), 2036 nucleotides. It is a transcript of the gene SS18L1, whose product is annotated as SS18L1 subunit of BAF chromatin remodeling complex. Gene Ontology annotation, biological process: positive regulation of dendrite morphogenesis; positive regulation of transcription by RNA polymerase II. The transcript is spliced from 11 exons. The coding region runs from base 307 to 1515 and encodes 402 amino acids. Lineage: Eukaryota; Metazoa; Chordata; Lepidosauria; Squamata; Lacertidae. Gene Ontology annotation, molecular function: transcription coactivator activity. The record is from RefSeq and is a predicted model, not a curated record. Gene Ontology annotation, cellular component: nucleus.
GGGGGGAAGCGGAGCAGCUCAGGUGGCUUUGCUGCCUCCUCCACCACCAAGCCUCGGCAGCUGGCUCUCCGCCUUGCAUUGGGAGUAGGAGCGUCCAGGUAAAGGGGGUGCACGAAGGUUCUUGGUGCAAUGCCCCUGGCUCAUUGCAAGGCGCAGAUUGUACCAUCUGCUCUGGCUCCCCUCCUCAUGCACUGCGGCGAAUGCUGUGCCCGUGCACGGCAAUAGCAGCUAGAUAAUAACAAUAUUAUUACAUCCUGGGAACCACUAUAUUAUUUGACACAUCUUUUAAAAAAAGACCAUCCCACCAUGUCGGUUGCCUUUGCUUCUGCUCGCCCAAGAGGCAAAGGAGAGGUCACCCAGCAAACUAUCCAGAAGAUGUUGGAUGAAAACCAUCAUCUAAUACAGUGUAUUAUGGACUAUCAAAGCAAGGGCAAAACAGCAGAAUGUACUCAAUAUCAACAAAUUUUGCACAGAAACUUGGUCUACUUGGCAACAAUAGCAGACUCGAACCAGAAUAUGCAGUCCUUGCUUCCUGCUCCACCGACGCAAAACAUGAACCUCGGUCCAGGAGGAAUGAAUCAGAGCGCAUCCAACCAGUCUCUUCAUGCACAGAGCAACCUCAGUGAUGCAAUCGGGACAGGCCUUCCGCCUCCCUCCCUCAUGCAGAGUCAGAUCAGCAAUGGUCCCAAUCACGUGUCUAUGCAACAGUCAGGCCAGAAUACCAUGCCCACGACUUCCCUGAGCAUGACUGUCAGUAGCCACGGAACCGGAACCGGCUAUAGCCAUACAGUGCCUGCGUCUCAGAAUGUACCAAUGCAAGGCCAGGGAUCAAUAGGCAACUAUGUCUCGCGAACAAAUAUCAACAUGCAGUCCAAUCCUGUGUCCAUGAUGCACCAGCAAGCGGCAACGUCACAUUACAACUCUGCGCAAGCAGGGAGCCAACACUACCAAGGGCAGUCUUCCAUUGCCAUGAUGAGUCAGAGUAACCAAGGCAACAGCAUGAUGGGCCAACGGCCAAUGGGCCCUUACCGACCUUCACAGCAAGGUUCCUCUCAGCAGUACAUGGGCCAGGAGGAAUACUACAGUGAACAAUACAGUCAUGGACAAGGUUCAUCAGAGCCCAUGAACCAGCAAUAUUAUCCCGAUGGUCACGGUGAUUAUGCGUACCAGCAGUCAUCUUAUUCUGAACAAAGCUAUGACAGAUCAUUUGAAGAUUCUACACAGCACUACUAUGAAGGAGGGAAUUCCCAGUACAGCCAGCAGCAGGCGGGAUACCAACAGGGAACUGUACAACAGCAAACGUAUUCACAGCAGCAAUACCCAAAUCAACAGAGCUAUCCAGGACAGCAGCAGGCAUAUGGUCCAGCCCAAGGAGCCUCAUCACAGUACUCCAGUUACCAACAGGGUCAGGGGCAACAGUAUGGAAGCUACAGAGCUUCACAGACAGGACCAUCUGCACAGCAACAGAGGCCUUAUGGCUAUGAGCAGAGCCAGUAUGGAAACUAUCAGCAAUAAAAGGACAAGCACCUGUGUCAGAUUUGUUUCAAUAUUUAUGUCCGUCUUUUGAACUUGGAUGUACGGGCAGUUUUUGAUUAAUCGUAAUAUGUUGGUUAACCCCCUUAGCACAAAGGAGCAUUUGUCUGUGAAAUAGUAUUCAUUUCAUGCUGGAUAUGAAGCAGUGCACUACUGGUAACAAGGCAAUGCUUUAAUGGUUUGGUAUGUUUUGGUGCUGUGUAUAAUACUGUAUGUUGAUACAAUGCAGAGGUUCUUCCUUCUCCUGCCCCCACCCUCACUUGAUGUCUAGCUUUAGAGGUUACUUGAACAUCAGUAUCCACAUCACCCCCAGCUAUUUUUCUUCGUCGUCAUCUACAAGGCUACAAUAUUCUGUAAUACAUCAAACACAUAUAAUUAAGAUUUUCGUGCUCUGCUCAUGUAACUGCUCUUAGCAUUGUUUUCAAGGUGAAACAGCCUGGAUGUGCUGCAGAUUAUUUUGUAUCUACUAGCCUCUGAAAUCAAUAGAUCCUAAUAUGAUGGUA